GGCUCAGAGUUUAAAAACAUUUAGAGGCAUAGUUGCCCCCCUCUUAGAAAAAAUAAAGAUGAAAAACAAAUUAUUUCUCAGCACUGGAGAUUAAAUGUUUGGUUCUAUCUCGUGUAACAUAGCAUUUCACAUUUCUGUUCGUUGUUCAAACUAGUCUUUGUAUUCAUUCACCUGUAUAAACAGAACUAACUGCAUUGUGUCUUCUGGAUCAGAAAGUAAGGAAGAGUUGGCAGUUUAGUUUUCUGCCUGUAAUCUGUCUGAGUCAACAAGAACAAGUUGUGACCAUUGUAUAGUUUGGGGGAGAUUGCUUUCAUUAACAGUGUUAUCAUUAAGCUUAUACUGAGAUUGUCUGUUUAAAAUUUAUUUAAAAAAACAGAUGAGCAACAACAGUAAUAAGAGAGCACCAACAACAGCAACACAGAGACUUAAGCAGGACUACCUUCGAAUUAAAAAAGAUCCAGUGCCUUAUAUCUGUGCUGAACCCCUCCCAUCAAAUAUCCUUGAAUGGCACUAUGUUGUACGAGGACCUGAAAUGACUCCAUAUGAAGGUGGCUAUUAUCAUGGAAAACUAAUUUUCCCCAGAGAAUUUCCUUUUAAACCUCCUAGUAUUUAUAUGAUAACUCCUAAUGGAAGAUUUAAAUGUAAUACAAGGUUGUGUCUUUCAAUCACUGAUUUCCAUCCUGAUACAUGGAAUCCAGCGUGGUCAGUCUCAACAAUCUUAACAGGCCUUCUUAGUUUUAUGGUGGAAAAAGGCCCCACAUUGGGCAGCAUAGAAACCUCAGAAUUUACAAAAAGACAGCUUGCUGUACAAAGUUUAGCAUUUAAUUUAAAAGAUAAAGUCUUUUGUGAGCUCUUCCCUGAAGUGGUGGAGGAGAUCAAACAAAAACAGAAAGCACAAGAAGAGCUCAAUAGCAGACCCCCACCCCUCCCGUUACCAGAUGUUGUUCCUGAUGGGGAAGCACACCAUGGUCAAAACGGGAUACCACUUCUUAAUGGGCACGUUCCACUGGCAGCUGCCAAUCACCCAGGUCUCCAACAGGCCAAUCGUAACCAUGGACUCUUAGGAGGAGCUUUGGCGAACUUGUUUGUUAUAGUUGGUUUUGCAGCCUUUGCCUACACAGUCAAGUAUGUACUGAGAAGCAUAGCUCAAGAAUGAGGAGCAUAACAGAAGUCAAGACCAAAUUAGUGGUAGUUGCAGAAUGAGCGGGACUCUGGGCAUCAGACUUUGAGACUGGGAUAAAUAUUUGUGCUACCAUGAUUCAGGUAAUAUUGGUUGGCUCAUGGGUUUAGUCUGGAAAAUGAAGCAGGUAUAAUUUCUAAGGGAAGACAGUUCCUUUGUCUUCACUACAGUUUUAAGUGGCUCACUAGCAAGUCAAAGCACUAGUGAUGUGAAACUGGCAUUUCUAAUGCUUUGAUUUUUUUUUUAUAGCACUCAUCCCUUGUUUUCUGAAAUUAAAAAUCUUAGGUUAUUAAAUCUUUUUACCAGAUGGAACAAUUUUUAAAAUAGGACACUUGAAAAUGCAUAUCACAAGUUCAGCAUACAUUUUCUGUUGAGAAUUUCAUUUGCAAAGUCAAUUGUACAAAUACAGAAAAAUUAAAAUGCAAGUUUCCUCACUGUACUUCUGAACAGCUUGGCUAAUGUGAACAUUGGUGUGACAGAAAGCAGCUAGUUCACUUUGUAAUAGAGAAUGAAUAUAAUUGCAUAUGUAGUCAGUAACAGUGAUUACAUGAGUUGGAAAGUAACACUGUGUGUGUUAGUUAAAUAUGUUUAAUCUAAAUUGUCACAGCAUUUAAGAGGGCUUAAUUUGGGCUACAAGAAAUGCAGUUGCCGGCCUUUGAAAACCAUGUGUACGCAGAAAAUAUUUCAAAUGCAUUUAGUGGUGAUGCUCGUAAGUAAUUUUUGUUUUCACUUCUUGGUUUUGUUUGCUUAAUUACAAUAUUCCAUUUUGGAAGUUACUGUGACUUAGCAGUGAAACAACUUAUGCUGAAAAAGAAAACAUGUUUAUCACUGUUCUGUUUAAAAAAAUCUGCAAAGUGUAAUGAAAAAUGUAUAUUCUGAGAAGAAACAUCCCUGGAUUCCUUAGAUUUUGAGUUUUUCAGUGAGUGAAAUGACGUUGCCUCACCAGGCCUGAUGAGGAAAGCAAAAGGAGAGUGAAUGUUGAGCCAGCUUUUCAGACUAGUGGAUUCCUCUGAAGUGCUACUAAUUGCAAUAAACUUAAGCCAUUUAAAUUACUUGACCCAGUUUUCAAAUUCCAUUUCAGAAAUACCUUAUUCUGAGAUACUACUUAUUUUGCUUGAAUUAUAGAAGCCCCUUUGCUUCUAUUAAAUUAAAGUAUUGGUCAUGGUCCCAUGCAUAUGACCUCUGAAUGAUUACAUUCCAGUUGGUGGUAAUGAGGUUGUGAUUGUGUGGAUAUGCACUAAAACUAUUAGUGUAGUUUACUGUCAAAAAUGCUAUUUUUACAGGUCAUACCUUAUUAAACAUUGCAAUUAAGGGAUAGCCCUUAUGACCCAAAUGCUUUGACUUCUUAUAAAGGCAAUUUUACUGUGUCUUUCAAAAUUGGCAUUGAUUUUUAGUUACCCAGCAAAUGAAAUAUUCUGUUACAAUCUAAUAAACAUUGCAAAAAGAUGGCAGAAUGAAAAGCUCUGCACCCAACUUCAUAUUUUUGUUAAAUUUUCUAAAGAGCCCAGUAAAUGUUACCUCAAGUGUUAAAGAAUGCAUUUUAUCGGGGCUGUUCGUUUUAUUUUCUUUUGAAGGUUUUUAAUGCUUGAUUUUUCUGCUUCUCUUUGUUUUUUUGUUUUUUUUUUAAAUUUUUGGAUUGUAUACAACGUGUUAAACCCAUGAGCCAUGUAGCUUAGAUAAUCAGAAAAUGUGCUGUGAUCAAUACUCUGAAGUAGGUAUGGAUUUGCAGAACUAACAGAAUAGCUCUGGACUGAAGACAUCUUACAACAGACCUUUGGAGGUGGGAAAGAGCAUGUGAUGGGCUUGAUUUAAAACAUGUAUUUAUAAAUGGUUUAAAAUGUUGGGUUUUUUUAAUCAAAUUUUUAUUUAGAAUUGCUCUUUAAUUUGCCUCUUGUAUGUGCUUAAUCUGCUCCUGUAAAGAGAGGCUCUGGUUGUAGCUCUUGUUUUGAGAAACUGUUCAGUCCUGUCCAUCUUGAGAAAGAGAAAUGUCUUAUUUCUUCUGCAAUUAUGGGUUUUAAAGACUGGUUUGGGAAGCAAACAGCUCUGUAGCAAAGGUUGAACUGACUGAUGUCAUUGUAAUACUGAAAUCUGUUUCAGCCUUCUCAUUAUGCUGCCUUUUGCUACCAUUGUCGUUCCCUAUAGGCAGAUGUUUAAGAUUGUGCAUCUUUCUCUCAUGAAGGCUCUUUGGGCCACAGGAAUGUAGAUGACGGCAAAGUGAAGUAGGCUGUGGUACAUUCAGGGCAUGUGUGAAUGUAUGUACGAGGGCUGGGACAGUGAGCGUGUUUAAACGGUAAACCGAUGAGCCUGGGCUUAUCAGUUAACCUUCACAGUUACAUGUGAGCCCCUGCUGCUGCUUCUGUAUCAGAGGCAGCAACACAGGGUGAGGGGAGAGCAGAUGGGAGCUAGUGCUCAUGGGGAGCCACCUUUUAAAGCAGGCUUCCUGGAAGCACCAGCUCCUGGGGAGCCGCCUGCUGCACCGCUGCAUCUAAAACAGAAGCAGUAGUGCGGAGCGGUGGGAGGAGGCGGGAACCAGCACACAUGGAGAGCCAGGUUGCUGAAGACUUCAGCAGUUACACUUUUACAAAAAAAAAAAACCAAACUAUUUUAACAUCCCUAGUGUGUACUGGAGGUGAAAUAACAAUAGGACAGGAUGUUGUUCAAAUAUCCACCAUUUUUAUUUCAUGGCAAUAAGUUGGCCUUGCAGUUAGCCCUAGGCAUCUGAAGGUUGAGUCCAUUUUCAAAAAAGUGCCUCAAUUGGGAAUACAAAAUUUAUGCUAUUUAUAGAACCCUGACUAUGCUGCAUUCUUUUUGAAAGAUUGAUUUUUUUUUUUUAAAGUGGAGCUUGUCUUCUGUCAGUGAUUUUUUUUUUUUUCUUCAACACGCUGAGGAAGGAUGGAAAGAUUUGGCAGUGGUUUUCGGGGCCAUCUGUGAAAAGCUAGCUGACUUGCUGCACCCUCCCAACACACCCUUGGUAUACACCCUUGUCGUUGGUAGCAGAAUAUUUAUCCCUUCCUGUGUAGGUUUUAGUGAACUUAAAUAGUAUUUACUAUGGUAUGCAGUAUCCGAACUUUGAUUUUGUUACCAAAGUCAGUAGAUGGAAUUAAUCAUUCUUUGCCAUGCAAAAAUGUUGAAUUCAUGCCCUGAGGCAGUGUGUUAUCUUAAUGACAUAAUAAAACUGAAAGUUGUCCUUUUGUGCAUCAUACUGGAACAAAUGGUGUCUUGACCCUUCACUUCUGUGCUUCAUUUCCUUAGAGUCCUGUACAGUUGCAGUGCACAAUUGGGGGAAAGAUUUGCACCUGUCUUUGAUCAUGAGACAUCUCAAUUGUAGUCUUACAUUUUUCAGAAUUACAGUUUUUGGACUUGUGUGUAGUUCAAUUUUUCCCCACUCUUCAUUUCACAGAAGUUACACGACCACUUCUUCUUGAUGCCUCGGCCGCAAACUUUAAGCAUGUUUUUGAGGAGUAGAAAUGACUGCAUUGUAAAGUUAUCCAUUCAUAAUAAAAACAGAACUAUUCAUGUUUAAAA
Messenger RNA from Pelodiscus sinensis (Chinese soft-shelled turtle), 4705 nucleotides. NCBI's taxonomy places the organism in Eukaryota, Metazoa, Chordata, Testudines, Trionychidae. The record is from RefSeq and is a predicted model, not a curated record.